AUGAGUGAGACACGAGGCGUGCCAGGUGCUCCAAGUGCUCCAAGCGCCCCGCUCGUUGCUGCUCAGGAUGGGGGCCAGGUUGCGGGCCACAUGGGCUGGAAGGAGGCCGGCAUCACCGUCUUUACAUUCGCAGCACCCUCCGCUGUGAUGGCUGUCCCUUUCGCAAUUGCCAAUGCCGGCUAUGUGGGGGGCAUCGCUUUGUGCUUGAUCCUCACCUGGGCCUCGGUUGCUGGAGCCAACAUGCUCCUGGAGAUGAAGAUCCAGUACCCGCACUGCGAAACUUUCGGAGAUCUCGGCUUCGAGGUGGGUGGCCGACAGGCGCAGGUGUGGGGCAACGUAUUGCAGCUCGGUAAUUUCUGCCUUUACAUGCCAUGUGCUCUUACCUUCUGUGCGAUUUCCUUGUAUUCAAUGGUUGAAAUUGGCGGGCUGGGCGACUGUAUGGACUACUACGUGUGGCUGGUUGCAGCGGUCUGCUUACUCACGACGCAAGUUAGGACCUUUACCAACGCGAAGACUUUCACAGAGAUCUCCUUCCUUUGCGUCAUCGGCAUGGUGAUUUGCAUGGUGCUUGCGGCCUUCCAGUACGAGCAUGUUCCCAGAAUCCCUGCUCAGUGGAUUGGGAACCCAGAGCCUAAGUUGGGCUUGAGGCUUGUGAGGCUUGCCAGUGGCUUCACCAUCGGUGCUUGGGCAUUCAUUCCCGCGUUCCUCACUGUGGAACUAAGCACUUGUAUGCGGAAGCCUGCCGACUUCAAGAAGUCGCUGUGGAUGGCCGGAAUCCUCAACGUGGCGCUCUUCGUGGUCGUUGGCACCCUUGUUGUGGCUCGUUGGGGGUACAACGUGGGGGAGGUCAUCGCCGCCACGACGGGUGUGGGUGUUUUUGCCCGUGGGAACUUGAUCAACACCUUCUUCAACAUCUUCCAAAUGAUGGGGAACUUUGUGUGUUACAUGCUCGACUCGGUCCCGCUGGGAAGGUUUUGCCAGAAGUGCUGGGCCCCAGACUUCAAGGACACGUGGAGGUUGCCUGACAUCCUCAAGUACCUGGGCUACUCCUUGCCCACCUUCUUGUCGGCCUUGUUUCUAAGCACCUUUGUCCCAAGCAUCGACACCUUGGUGGACUUUGUGACAGCUCUCACCAUUCCCUGGGUGACCCAGAUCUACCCAGCAGUCCUCUACUGGAAGUUCCUCAAGACUCGGCCCGCCACAGACAACAUUGAGUCACCUCACUGUGGACUGGAGGACCCAAUAAAGCGCUCAGAGAAGAUCACGGUUGCCUUGGUGUUCACGGUCGGAUGGAUCAGCUUCUGCGCUUGUGCGCUGAAGGCCGUCGGAUACCUUGCCUUCGACGACCUCCGUCCUUCUUUCCAGAUUGGAUGCAGCAACUGGCUGAUCUGGAAGUGGUCGGGCAAGGAUUGA
This is a messenger RNA of Symbiodinium natans, 1413 nucleotides long. The record is from the annotation of a GenBank genome assembly. Lineage: Eukaryota; Dinophyceae; Suessiales; Symbiodiniaceae.